This is a messenger RNA of Piliocolobus tephrosceles (Ugandan red Colobus), 351 nucleotides long. It is a transcript of the gene NPIPB4, whose product is annotated as nuclear pore complex interacting protein family member B4. The record is from RefSeq and is a predicted model, not a curated record. NCBI's taxonomy places the organism in Eukaryota, Metazoa, Chordata, Mammalia, Primates, Cercopithecidae. The transcript has 3 exons. The coding region runs from base 1 to 351 and encodes 116 amino acids.
AUGCCCAUGCUGGAGCCUCCCCUAGAGGUGCGGCCCCCUGCCCCACGGAACCAGGUGGUGAAGCUCUUCAUUGUCCUGACUCCACAGUUCUUGUCCCAUGACCAGGGCCAGCUCACCAAGGAGCUGCAGCAGCACGUAAAGUCAGUGACAUACCCAUGCAAGUACCUGAGGAAGGUGAGUGAGUGCAGACAGAUGGGGUCCGGUGCCCUUGAACAGUCAGUGACAUCCUCCAUGCGAGUGCAUGAGGAAGUAAAUGACGGAUCCACAGAUCUGCAGCAGAGAGCCUGGAGGUCCAACAGGCAUAGCCAGAAAGUUAUGCUAUCUAUUGGAGUCCCCACAGUAUGGAAAUGA